AUGUCGAUCAACCCCAGUUCAGAAGUUACUCUAGCAAUUCGCCAGCAGCCCAACCGAGUGCUGGUGGCAGGAGAUAAAACCAAGCCAAAGCGCAAAUCUAUCGAUCCGCCUCCGAUAAUCCAGCUUUGUGUGCAAGAGCCGGGCUCAUAUCUCGCACAACACUACACGCAAAGUCCUUAUUAUUUCAUGUGCUGUAGCCUACACUAUGCCAAAGAAGAUGCCCCAGUGCUUAUUUCACAGCUUAAGGUAUUAGAAGGAGCACUCACUUCUUCUAUUCACCAUUUAAAGGAUGUGAACAACAAUGAUGGAGGCUUCUUCGUUUUUGGUGACCUCUCUGUCAAAAUUCUGGGCGAGUUUCGACUGAAGUUUACCUUGUUUGAGAUAAAAAGCAAUCAGGCCAUCUGCUUGAACUCUAUCAUAUCGGACAUAUUUAUGGUCUAUCCUCCUAAGAUAUUCCCAGGUCCAAUGGAGUCUACGUUACUCUCUCGAUGGUUUGCAGAACAGGGCGUAAAGCUCCGCAUUAGCAAGAAGUCUCGCAAUACCAUCGGUUCCUCAUACCGGGGUCCUCUGCAGAGACAAGUCCCUACAGCUAAUGCAUCCAUUGCUUAUCCGUCAGUGAGCCAAAAUUACUUGCACUACGUGCAGCGACAGAGAACCCCUCCAGUGGGCCGGCUUUUGAAUAUAUCCAGUCACCAGAAUAUGCCUACUUACAGCAGUAUCGGGAGCUACUACACUAUAGCUACUUCGACUAUCAACACAAACAAAUGA
This is a messenger RNA of Penicillium taxi, 768 nucleotides long. RefSeq lists its product as uncharacterized. The coding region runs from base 1 to 768 and encodes 255 amino acids. Lineage: Eukaryota; Fungi; Ascomycota; Eurotiomycetes; Eurotiales; Aspergillaceae. The record is from RefSeq and is a predicted model, not a curated record. The transcript is spliced from 2 exons.